AUAGAGCCAGAUUUAGAAGCAAUACUUAACCAAUUUGAUGAUGCAUCAGGUUCAGAAGAUGAAGAUGUUUUCAGUAACAUGAAAAAAGAGUUGAAAAAAAUGCAGCUUCCUGGUGUUGAAAAGUUAAAUCCAGAUGAUUUUAUUGUGGAAGAAGAAUAUGAGGAUGAUGAUGAUCUGAGCCAGGAUGAAGCAGAUGAUUUAUCUGAUGCUGGUUCUGAUUUAAGUGAAACAUCAAGUCCAGAUAAUUCUACUCAGAAACAAAAGAGUUGUCCAAAAUAUAUGGUCAAGAAAUUGGAAGAGUAUGAUGAUUUUUUUUCUUCUUUGGAGGAAAAUAGUUCAGAAAACUUAAAUACUGCCAAAGGAAAAAUAGAAAAGAAAAUGGAAGAGUAUGAAGAAGACCAAAUUGGGCCUUUAGAGGAUGAAGAGAUCUUUGGCUAUCUCACUGGUGAAAAUGAACAUAUUGAUUACUAUCUAGGAAAAAAGAAACUACGAGAGGAAGAUAUUGAAAUAGGAAAAUGUGAUGAUACAUUAAGAGAAAAAAUUCUGAAGUACUCUGAGGAGGAUCAUGUUGAAAAACUAAUUGAAAUUGUCACUGAACAUCCUGUUGAAUUCGACUGUGAAUCUAUUAUAAGUACAUAUUCUAACAAAUAUAAUCAUCCAUCGAUAAUUAGGGAAGAAGGAAAGGUAAAUUUCUUGUAUUUUAUUUACUUUUUUUCCUUCUAAAUAAUAGUAACUUCU
Molecule: messenger RNA, 738 nt
Organism: Parasteatoda tepidariorum (common house spider)
Lineage: Eukaryota; Metazoa; Arthropoda; Arachnida; Araneae; Theridiidae
Gene: LTV1
Product: LTV1 ribosome biogenesis factor
Biological process (GO): ribosomal small subunit biogenesis; ribosomal small subunit export from nucleus
Cellular component (GO): preribosome, small subunit precursor; nucleus; cytosol
Source: RefSeq, a predicted model, not a curated record